Schizophyllum commune H4-8 is the source of this 1783-nucleotide messenger RNA. RefSeq lists its product as uncharacterized. The transcript is spliced from 3 exons. NCBI's taxonomy places the organism in Eukaryota, Fungi, Basidiomycota, Agaricomycetes, Agaricales, Schizophyllaceae. Bases 25 to 1674 code for a protein of 549 amino acids. The record is from RefSeq and is a predicted model, not a curated record. Gene Ontology annotation, molecular function: protein binding.
CUCCCUUCAUCACGACGGUCACCAAUGGCUUUCCAACAACUCAGUGCGGCGGAAAUGACCCAACUGACUGACUGCAUAACGCGUCUGGCCGCACUGGUGCAAAGCAAAGAUGUACCGGUUUCUGUACCAUCGGAUGCGCAUAUACAGCCAGUUCUGGGCGCCGCCGCUACGCGAGGCAACCUCAAUCUUCUCCGCUCCGGCGUCAUACCCAACGAUCGAGAGAGACACGACAUCGCAACAGAUCUGGACGCCAUGGCGCGUCUCCGAGAAAGCAUUCAAUCCGAGAUCGUGCUCCACUCUCUGAAGCUCGCGCAGACCGUCCAUCAGCAGGCGCAGGUCAUGAUGCAGGAAGCCCGCAGCGCCGCGAUGCUUUCCCCCGUCCGCCUCUUGCCUCCAGAAAUCCUUUCAGUCAUAUUCGAAUACGCUCUCCCGGAAAGGUGGACAGACGAAUGCAUGGGCGGACCAGGCUUAAAUUAUGCGGCGGUCUGCUCGACAUGGCGUGCGGUCGCCCUGAGCACGCCCCAGCUAUGGAGGUAUAUCAACGUCCACUUUCUGUUCUACGCUACGCGGUGGAAGGAAGCCAUGGAGGCUCAUCUUGCGCGCUCUGGAAACUUACCUCUAUCGGUAUCUUUGACAUUCAAUCCGGUCAGGAACGUGACCACUUCAUUUGAAGAGGCCUGGUCUCUCCUCUACUCGCACUCGCACCGAUGGGGAAGCUUGACCGUGGACGAGCUCCCGAUGCCGGCGCGGUAUACCCAGCUUCCCUGGCCUGACCACUUCCCGACCCUCACCCAGCUACACUUACAAAUCUCAUCGCCAUACCGGCCGGCCAAGCUUUUUGCUCUCGCCAGCGCGCCUAUCACGUCGCUCCAGCUUGACUUGGCGCAACCACUUCGCCCUGUGCCUUCCCAGCUCCCCUCGUCAUGGCGCAUCACUAGACUGGCUAUCUUCUGUUAUAGUGCGCGGAGCAGUGACCUCGCACAGUAUUUGCCCAUGAUAUCCAGCUGCAGCGCGUCCCUACGUUAUUUGGACGUCGGAGAGAAACAGUGCAGCUACUCGCCCACCACCCACGGACUGAGGAGCACCACACUCCCUCACCUCGAGCACCUAAAGGCGUCAAAUUACGGUGCUCGACUCUGCCAAGUCUUCUCCAUGCCGAACCUCAAGUCGGCGGCCCUUCGAGGCCGCGCUUCAUCUGCUCGUGAGGAUGAACCACGUUGCCUGAGUUACUUCGCUGACGCGCUGAGCUCGUCGUCAUUUGGCAAGCACCUCGAAUCGCUCACGCUCACCAACCUCGCCGGCGUGUGGCGCAUCCUCGAGGAAUGCCUCGACCUUCUCCCAACUCUCUCGCAUCUCGUCAUCGAGGACAUCCGGAACAUUCGCUAUACACAGGACAGCUUCAUCUCGCGAUCCCUCAUCUACAUCCUUGUUCGCGAUACGGACGACAGUCGGUCCAUGGCGCGGUUGCCGAACCUUACCCAUCUGACUAUGACGUUCGGCGGUACAGCGAAAUCUGGACCGGGUCGCAGCAAAGUGUCCCUUGUGAAGGAGGUUGUAGCAUCGAGGUCGCAGGCGUGCAUGUAUGAGGGAGAAAAGCUGGCGGCCCUCAAACGCUUUGAGACGGAUUUGCCCGGUGACUGGACGCUACCUGUGUCACAAAAUGUUGUCACUUGAGCAAGUCGGACCUGUUCCGCAUACCUACCGUCAUGUAUUCCUAGGACAGUGCCCUAGAUAGCGUCUCUCUGGCCAAUCAAUAUGUCCCCCCUUUCUUGACCUGUUUUCU